GAUGGCGGGACAUAUAAAAAUUAAAAGUGUCAAGAUUAAUGUUAUUAGAAAGCCAGGGUCGAUUGAUGAAGUUUGAACUGUUUCAGGUGAUGCAUCUGUAAUUGAACAUGAAGGCUCAGUGUUGCAUUUGUGCUGAGCAUUUUGUGAAUGAUGCUUCAGUAGCAAUAGCAGCUGUACAAUGUGGACACACUUUUCAUGAAGGAUGUCUCUCAACAUGGCUCAAGACGUCCUACACCUGUCCAAGCUGCCGCACUCGUGUGGAUCCUUCCCGGGUUAUAAAUCGCCUAUUCUUUGAUGGUGAUGAGAAUGAAAAUGAUGAUUCUGAUGUAGGACGUUUAAAAAAUAGCAUUCAAAAUCUACAAGCUGAAAAACGAACUGCUGAGCUCAAAUUGAAAGAACUAGAAAGUGACAAUGAAUCUUUAAAUAGAAAACUGAAGAGUGUGAAAAAAGAAAAAGAUGUUGCAGAGACAAAGUUUAUACAGGAGCAGUCAAAUAUUUCAAGCCUGAAGAAACAGCUGCAGUUUUUUCAAGUUCAGCAAAAAGCUAUUGAAAAAGAGAGGGAAACUUGUUCAAAAAUUAAACAAAAGUUUUCACAAUACCAGAAUAUUGAAAGGUUAUUAACAGCAUGUGAAGUUGAUAUCAAAGAGACCAUCCAGCAGUAUGGAGAAGCAAGUAAAGAAAGUGUUCAAAACCUAGCCACUUAUUGUAGCAUGUUAAAACGGGAAUAUGACAAAAUCAAAUCAGAAAAGAAAGCUGUGAAGUCUGAAUUUGAAAGGUUUAAAAGAGAAAAUAUGUCCAAGGAUCACAUACUAAGGGAGAAAGAAAAGGAGAUAUCUGUCCUAAAGGAGCAGCUUACUCAUUCUGAGGAGGAUCUGAAGAAAGUUGAAAAGGAGAAACAUUUAUUGAAGAGGAAGAUUCUCAAUUAUCGAAAGGCUGUUGAAAGUCCCAAUGGAGAAAAUGUGGCCAGUGUUAGCUUUGUGGACAAAAUGAUGAGUGAGAGUCCUUUGAAUGACAUCAAGAAUAAUGCCAACACUCCUGUCUUAUUCGAUGAGUCAAUGGACAAAAUGAAAGAGGUGGACCUGGAGGAAUAUUCCAAAAAAUCAGUGUCUCCAGAAAUCUUGAAAUCAUCAAGCACCCAGUCUUCCCAGAACAAGCGGCUGCAAAACUCAGAAACUGAAGUCAAAUACUUAAAGAUUGGAACAGCCAGUCAGAAUCCCAACAAAAGACAGAAAUGUGAAGAUCGAACAGAGAUACAAGGACUCAGUCAUUUCAACAUAUUCAAGAAAAAGUCUGGUGUAGGGGACUAUAGUUCUUGUAUCAGGAAAGGUUUCAAUGGAUUAGGUUGUGUGGAGACUUUCACAGAAUCCUCGGGCAGGCCUAAGCUCUCUGUUCCUAAGCGAUCGAUUAGCCGAGUCAGUAAGAACGGCAAAAUGCUGAAAGUACCAGCUCUGCCUACGCUUGAUAAUUUUGUAACACUAGACUAAAUAGUGCAGCUUCAUUAUGUUUAUACCUUUGUUUUUGUAUGUAUUAUCUCAGGAAUGCCUAAAUACAUGAAUAUGUUAUGUAAUCUUAAACACAAACAUUGUAAUUAUUGUCAGGACAGUCUUUUAUCAUGUUUAUUAUUGAAAGUGUUUUAAAACACUAAAGAUCUCUAAAUCCUGUUGAAGGGACACAGAUCUUUUCAUGUUAAGUUGCAGAAUAUGGUUCAUGUCUUUCAAACUUAAAAAAAAGAUAAUGAAAUAAUCAUUAAAAAUAAUCAUCAAAUACAAAGUACAUGUAUCUUAAUAUACAAAUAUUUCUUUGAGAAAUACAGGUCAGUGCUUAAGUAGGAGUAAAUGAAUUGGUCAUGAGAGUAAUGGGGGUGAGGAUACUGCUUAAACAUGUACAUGUAAUUCUAGAUAUUUAUAGACAUUCAUGUAUGGUACAUUUAGAUAUGAUAACACAUUUCAUUGCUGUUUACAAAACCAGGUCCAUGUAUUUUUGUACCUCUUUGAAAUUGUAGGUAUGCUUAGAAGAUAAGCCAUACAGAAUGUAGAUGUAUAUAAAUACAUGUAUAUAUGUAGCACGAUAAAGCCAUGAUUGUGUAUUUGUAUAUGUACAUAUCCUCUUUCCUUCAUUGUAAUUUAAUAAAGACAAAAUGAUCAUUCAUCAAAGUUAUUUCUGGAUCAUUUUAAUUGCUGUGGCCUGGAAAUUCAAUAAUUUUUUAUUCUACCGUAAAAAUUGAUUGCUAUUAGUAUUAAAGAAAUGGAUAGAACAGAAUCAUGGAUAUAAUGAUUUUUAGGAGACCCUGUAUAAUUUCUGAGCAAAUUAUAGUUAAGUUUUACUUUUAUAACUGGGAUAAACCUAUACCGGGUAAAUAUAUGAGGCAAAUUAAACCUAAUAAACAGUAUAGGUAAAUUAUAAUGAAAUAUACAUCUAUUAUAAUGCAUUGUUUUAUAGUUUGUUAAUAAAAAAUAAAAUAAUGUAAUACCAAUUAAUUUUAACAUUAUGUACAAUAUUUCCACAUAUUUGUAUAUCCAAUUCUUGAAAGUUUUGCGUAAUUUUAUUACUUUGAAGUUUAAAAUCAUGUUUCAUUGAACAGUUAUUUUCAAGAAGUCUAUGGUAAAGUUGAACUUUCUUUAAAUGGCGUGAUAUGAUCAUGAAUAUAAAAUAACUCAACAAUUUCAGCUCAUGUUUUGUAUGUUAUAUUUUAUUACGGUACAAAGAUGGACUUGAUUGACAGAAAGAGACAGAAAAGAUAUUUCAGAUAUCAAAUAAGAAAGGUAAUCGCUGUAAUAUUCUCUACAGUCACAACUCACAGUAAAAUGAUACAAAGGAUUUACAUAUAAAAGUAAACCCUGUUUUAGUAAACUGAUAACACUUUAAUAGGUACAUGUACAUAUACAUGUAAAUAGCAAAGCUUUUUUUUUUGUCUUAUUAAAGUACAUUUAUGUUAUUGGAUUCUUCAUAAUUUAGCCUAUGAUAACAUUACUAAGUUACACAUUCAGCAAAGCUUGAGACAUCUUUUUGCAAAUAUGCAAACCGAUAUCAAAAAUGCAUUUAUACAUGUCAUAACAGUAUUUGAGUAUAAUUUGAUAGUACACCUGAUUUUUAUAGUCAUUAAAUGCCCCAUGUGAUUCAAUCUUACAACAAAAAUGUUAUCUGACAGAUUUUAUGUUGUAAUAAUUAAAUAUAAAUUAAGCGGGAAAAAAAGUAAGUUGUGUGGAACAUAGACUCUUCUACAUUGAAAAAAAUCCCACAAAUCCAGAAUUAUAAAAAUUGUACAUAGAUAUUGAUUUUAAAAAUGAAUCUGACAUCUAAGUGUGUGUUAAAUUUCAAUAUUAAACUAUCAACAAAAUGUUGAAAGCUUCCAAAGUCAACCUAUUAAGAAUCUUUCCAAAAGUCAACGCAUUAAGAAUCUUUCCAAAAGUCCAUGCAUUAAGAAUAUUUAUUUAGUAAUAUUAGCCAGAUAUGUUCAGCUCUACUGCUGUACAUGGAUUGGGUAGAAUUAAAAGUAAAAGUAUGUAACAUCCAGCUCUCCAAUGAAAGGAAAGGUCACAACUUGUUCAUUUCUUCACACACCUCCAAAUGAACAUGCACUGUACAGCUUGAUUUAAAACAAAGUAGUCCUCUGAACAUAAAAAGCUGUAAAAGUCACAGUACAAAGAAACGUUUCUGACUGGAAAGUAAAAUUAUUUGGCACAUCUGACAUAGCUCUAGUCCCUCACUUCCUAGGGCGUCUUCUUAGUCGUUUCUGCACUGUGUCGUGUACAUUUUCUUCUGGAGUUGUGUG
Molecule: messenger RNA, 3772 nt
Organism: Magallana angulata
Lineage: Eukaryota; Metazoa; Mollusca; Bivalvia; Ostreida; Ostreidae
Product: E3 ubiquitin-protein ligase TRAIP-like
Exons: 3
Coding region: 108-1484 (458 amino acids)
Source: RefSeq, a predicted model, not a curated record